Messenger RNA from Trichoderma reesei QM6a, 897 nucleotides. RefSeq lists its product as uncharacterized. Gene Ontology annotation, molecular function: catalytic activity. The transcript is spliced from 3 exons. Lineage: Eukaryota; Fungi; Ascomycota; Sordariomycetes; Hypocreales; Hypocreaceae. The record is from RefSeq and is a predicted model, not a curated record. The coding region runs from base 1 to 897 and encodes 298 amino acids.
AUGACUGCCGGAACCACCAUCAGAGUGCCGCACCUUGGCGGAAUCACUGCCGGCUACCGCCUCUCCAACGGUGCCGUCGAUCCCACCAAGCCUACCGUCGUGCUCAUCAACUCCAUGUGCAUGACCUCUGCCUUGUACGACACGCAGUUCGGCAACAAGGACCUCACAGAUGCGGCCAACCUGCUCGCCAUCGAGCCCCUUGGCCAUGGAGCCACCGAAACCACAGCCGAGCACUUUACCUACUGGGACACGGCCAUCAUGGCCAUCCAGGUGCUGGACGCUCUAGGCAUCAAGAAGGCCUUUGCCCUGGGCACCAGCCAGGGAGGAUGGAUCGUGGCCCGAAUGGCUCUCGUGGCGCCCGAAAAGAUUCAGGGUCUCAUGAUCCUCGGCAGCUCGCUCGACUACGAGUCGGCCGCAUCUCGGGAGAAGGGAUGCUGGGAUCCCGCCACGACGCUGGGCCCCGUCGUCGACAGCCUGUUCAGCACUGAGCCGACGCCCGACUUCCUCAUCGACGAGGGGCUGCGGGAGAGCGUCGUCAACAUUGGCUUUUCUGGGGUCAUCACCCCUGAGGCGGCCGACUUCUGGAAGGCCACGCUCAACAAGGUCUACUCCGGCGAUAACGGGCGGAAGAAGCUGCGUGGAGCUUUCCUCAACCUCCUGGAGCGAGACGGCCUGCUGAGGCGGGUGCAGGACAUCAAGUGCCCUGUCUACUGGAUCCAGGGCAACCAGGAUCCCGUCUACGGCGUGGAGGUGCCAAAGGACCACAUCAAGGCCUUCAAGUCCUCUGUCGAGACGGAUCUGUCUUUUACUGAUGGUGGUCACUACCUCAAUGCCACGACCCCCAAGGACGUGGAUGCGAAGCUUCUGCAGCUGAUCAACAAGUACUCUGCUUUGUGA